Mytilus californianus (California mussel) is the source of this 2911-nucleotide messenger RNA. Its product is annotated as cholecystokinin receptor type A-like. NCBI's taxonomy places the organism in Eukaryota, Metazoa, Mollusca, Bivalvia, Mytilida, Mytilidae. Gene Ontology annotation, molecular function: G protein-coupled peptide receptor activity. Gene Ontology annotation, biological process: neuropeptide signaling pathway. Bases 593 to 2104 code for a protein of 503 amino acids. The record is from RefSeq and is a predicted model, not a curated record. Gene Ontology annotation, cellular component: membrane. The transcript has a single exon.
UUUUGCUGAGGGAAAAAAAGGACAUUGUUUAUGCAGAAGAAAUUUUCUAUGUAUUCAUUUUGAAGAAAAAUAUACAUCAUUUUGUAUGAAAACAUUGGAAAGUUUGUUUAAUUAGAACAAAAAAUCUCUGAUAUGAUUAUUUGAAAGUGCAUUAUGAUUAAACCGAAAUAAUAUAUGUUUAUCACCAGCAAUGGUGUAUGUAGUUUUGACAUGUUUUUGAAUUAGCAUUCCUUCAACGUUUGGAAGAGUAAAUAUAUUUGCGAAAGAAAAGUUCUUAUUGGAAAGAUUUAAAACUAAGAAAAAAAAUGCCACAUAUUUUUUUUUAUCUUAAGGAAACAAUCCUAUAAAAUGAUUUUUGUAAGCAUGGGAAAAUAUAUUAAAAAUUCACUUACAUUGGAUAGAGUAAGAGAAAUGCACGAGUUCUUUGAAAUACAGUACUUAAACAUUCAAAGUUCAUUAAUAUUGGAAGUGCAUUGACAUUGGAAAAGCAGUUACAUUGGAAGAGUAUGUUCGUUGAAAAUUAUUGAAAGUAGAAGGAAUCCGAAUUAUAGGUUCAUGAAUAUUGUAUAGAAUAUAAGAUCAGAUUUCAACAAUGACAACCAACACGAUCAUUUCCACAACAGCGAAGUCUGUUUUAAGUAGUCUCGGUGAUAUUUUCAGAGAAACUACAAUGCAGAAAAGUACGACAGAUAAUAUAGUUCCUAUAGUAACGUCUGACAAUACUACGGCUAGGCAGCAAAAUUCUACUGAUGCGAUUCGGACAUCAAACCUUGACGGUGAGAACAUUAAUCGCCUUUUGAAGAUAGAAAACACAUUCGAAGCUGAAGCUCUGACGCCAAUAACCAUUUAUCUAAUCCUUCUAAUGAUAACGGGUGUUGUUGGCAAUACUAUUGUCUUGUAUAUCUACAAAUUCAGGUUCAAAAGGUCAACAUCGAGAAUAUUCAUUCUGAGUCUCGCGGCAUUUGAUUUGAUCACGUGUCUUUUGGGGAUGCCAUACCAUAUCUUAGACAUGCUUUAUCCUUAUCUGUUUGUAUGGGACACCGUUUGCAGAGUUCUAAGUUUUGCUCUCACAUUCACGAUUUUGGCAUCUAUAUUUAUACUGGAUCUGAUCGCAAUUGAUCGGUACAGGAAAAUUUGUAGACCGUUUGAAAAGCAGCUUUCUGGUAUGGGAUCAAAGAUUAUGAGUUGGGUGACUGUCCUUAUAGCAAUAAUUUCUGCCAUUCCAAUGCUUCUAAUUUAUGGCGCCGCUGAUGUCCCAACCGCUAGGAAUCCCAAUAUAACAGGGAAGGAAUGCUAUGUCUCAGAUGAUUAUAUCGAAUCUUAUUUCCCAUUAGUCUACGAUGCUUUUACUUUCAUGAUUUUUAUCGUAUCCGCUUUUAUUCUAGUCGGAUUUUAUAGCAAAGUCGGGGUUACAAUUUGGAAACGUAGGAAAUUUAAUGAGUCAAAUGAAUCAAGGAGAUCCGCUUCCAGUCAAAGCACGCCAAACACAUCAGUCAUACAACUUAACGUCAUUACAGAUGAAGCCAAACACGGAUCUCCUAUGCUUGCUCAUUUUAGAAAAAAUAAAGAGGGUGGUAAUGUUCAAAUAUUUGAUUCGAAUUCCUCGGUCACGGCACCAAAAGAUUCACCUUUACCAUACAGAUCGACAACGUCUAAUCCAAAGAAAGAAAGGAUGAACCGAAAAGUAAUGCGGUUGAUGUCUGAACCGUCAAGUACUGAACACGAUUCUUCGACAAUUAAUCACGGAUCUACACGGUCCCACAAAGCAUCACACAUACAUCACGUGACAAAGAAAGAGAAGAGAACACUGAGAAUAACAGGCAUGUUGUUUGUUAUAACACUGAUUUUUAUUAUAAGUUUUCUCCCUUAUCUUUGUAUACAAAUUGUGAACGGUUUGAAUGAAGGAUUUUGGGACGAAAUGAGCAUCUCGGAAAUUAUCCUUUUCAAUCUUCUUAUGAGGACAUACUUUAUCAACAACAUGAUAAAUCCUAUAAUCUACUGGUUCCUGGAUCACAAAUUUAAAGAGGAGGUUAUCAGACUAUUUAAUAACAUGAGAAAUUGUAAAGCACCUACUAGAUUCGGACAAAAGAGCUUCCAUUCGUAACCUUCAUGCGAAUAUAUAAUCUAGAAGUAUACCAGAAGGCAUAAAACAUUGUCUGAGCAAGUGUAUGACGUGAAAUCAAUCAUAAUAACAUUCGCAUGAUUAGAAUUUUAUUUCAAAUAAUUUAUCAAUUCGUAUUUUAUCAACUGUUUCAGUUCUUAUAAUCAUUGGCUUUCAAAUAUUAUGCUUUGAGCGUUCCUUUCCAAGACUAUACGGGUUAUUUCUCAGUGGUGAGUUUUGUUGGUGGAUUGCUGUCUCAUCUAAGUUGAUUAUGUUUUUCUUUAAUGCCGUUUUACAUUUUAUGUAAUAGUCAAAGCAUGGUAUGAAAAAGAAAUCAUGUGAACUAAAAAGGGAUUAUCGGUAUAAAAAUAAGAUGUGGUAUAAUUGCCAUCAAUGUACUCUUCAAAUCUUUUCUUCUGAUAGAGUUUAGUUCAAAUGAAUGCCUCUUAUUAUUUUGAAACAAACGUUUUCACGUCAAUAUUUGUUUUCAUUUUAACGAAGCUAGUAGUGACGGAUCCAGGGUUUCGAGGAAAAGUGAAUUGGGCGUAAAAAGUCUCUUUAACGAGGACAUCUUUUUUUUUAUUUCAUGCGAAUAAAAAGGAUUUUUUUUUCUAGGUCAAACCAGGGAAUGUUUGCCCCUCUCGGAUCAUCCAUUGCCUAGUUCUCUCCUUCCAUACAUGUCGAUUUGUUCAGAUAAAUGAACUUUACCUAAUGAACUCAAUUUACCUAACUUUUAAUUAAUGCUUAUUUAUCUGUAUAAUUAUUCUUUCAAUCAAAUUCAAUAAAGCAAUAUUUAAUGAUAUAUAAAAA